Messenger RNA from Trichosurus vulpecula (common brushtail), 891 nucleotides. Its product is annotated as taste receptor type 2 member 134-like. Gene Ontology annotation, cellular component: membrane. Gene Ontology annotation, biological process: detection of chemical stimulus involved in sensory perception of bitter taste; G protein-coupled receptor signaling pathway; sensory perception of taste. NCBI's taxonomy places the organism in Eukaryota, Metazoa, Chordata, Mammalia, Diprotodontia, Phalangeridae. The coding region runs from base 1 to 891 and encodes 296 amino acids. Gene Ontology annotation, molecular function: G protein-coupled receptor activity; bitter taste receptor activity. The transcript has a single exon. The record is from RefSeq and is a predicted model, not a curated record.
AUGCCCAGCCUACUCAUUCUCUUCUUCAUGAUCUUCUUUCUCCUGGAGUCUAUGGCAGGAAUCAUAGAAAAUGGUUUCAUCAUCAUAGUGCUGGCCAGGGAGUGGGUGCGAUGUUGGACCCUGCCUCCUGGGGACAUGAUCCUGGUCAGCCUGGGCAUUUCUCGCUUCUUUCUACAGUGGGCAACAGUUCUUAGCAACUUUUAUAGAUAUUUCUUCCCAAAUAACAGAAGGUUAUACAUGAUCAUGUUCUGGAAUUUUACUAGUGUGACCACAUUCUGGUUCACCACCUGGCUUGCUGUUUUCUACUGUGUGAAAAUUUCUUUCUUCACUCACCCAAUCUUCCUCUGGCUGAAGUGGAGAAUUUCCCGAUAUGUCCCCUGGCUACUGUUGUGGUCCCUACUGAUAUCCACAUUGAUAUUGAUCCCAUCUUUUCUAAAGAUCUAUCAACUGCCAGUCACUGGGAAUUACUCAGAAAAGACCACUUUGGAUAAUAUAAGAGCAUUACAUAUGAAUUUUUACCUGCCCCUAAUAAUGUUGUUUUUGUUAGUUCCUUUCCUCUUCUUCCUUGUCUCCACUAUCUUACUCAUUUCCUCCCUGUGCCUACACUUUAGGAACAUGCAGCACCAUAGUGCUGGUCCUCAGGAUCCAAGUAUGCAGGUCCACAUUACAACCCUGAAGUCACUCUUCUUCUUUCUCAUCCUCUAUACAUCGUUCGUUCUAUCUCUGAUCACUGCCAUUGUAGCACCUAUUUCAAUUUGCAGUCCUGGGUUUUGGGUAUGGGAGGUAGUGACUUAUGCUGGCAUCUCCAUCCAUCCUGCCUUCCUGAUCCUAAACAGCGCAAAACUGAGAAGGGCUCUGAAGAAGAUGCUGCAUGACCCAGAGGCUGCCUGA